Molecule: messenger RNA, 2053 nt
Organism: Pterocles gutturalis (yellow-throated sandgrouse)
Lineage: Eukaryota; Metazoa; Chordata; Aves; Pterocliformes; Pteroclidae
Gene: RASSF8
Product: Ras association (RalGDS/AF-6) domain family (N-terminal) member 8
Exons: 3
Biological process (GO): signal transduction
Source: RefSeq, a predicted model, not a curated record
ACCGGGAGGUACACGCUGAUCGAGAAAUGGCGGGACACGGAGCGGCACCUGGCACCGCACGAAAACCCCAUCGUGUCGCUGAACAAAUGGGGUCAGUACGCGAGCGACGUGCAGCUGAUCCUGCGCCGCACCGGGCCCUCCCUGAGCGAACGGCCGACGUCGGACAGCGUGGCUCGUGAGAGGACUCUGUACCGGCAGAGCUUACCUCCCCUGGCCAAGCUGCGGCCUCCCAGCGACAAGGCCAUGAAGAGGAGGGAGCCGAAAAGGAAAUCCCUCACCUUCACCGGCGGGGCCAAAGGGUUAAUGGACAUCUUUGGGAAAAGCAAAGAAUCCGAGUUCAAGCAAAAGGUGCUCAACAACUGUAAAACGACGGCGGAUGAGUUGAAGAAAUUGAUCCACCUGCAGACGGAGAAACUGCAGUACAUUGAGAAACAGCUGGAGUCCAAUGAAGCUGAGAUCCGCUACUGGGAACAAAAAUAUAACUCCAGCCUGGAGGAAGAAAUCCUCAAGCUAGAGCAGAAGAUUAAAAGGAAUGAAGUGGAGAUCGAAGAGGAAGAGUUCUGGGAAAACGAGCUGCAGAUUGAACAGGAGAAUGAAAAACAGCUGAAGGAGCAGCUGCAGGAGAUGAGGCAGAGGAUCCUGGAGUGCGAGAGCAAGCUGAAGGACUACAUGUCUCAGAUCCAGAACAUGGAAAGUGGCCUUGAAGCAGAGAAGUUGCAGCGGGAAGUUCAAGAGUCCCAAGUGAAUGAAGAAGAGGUCAAGGAGAAGAUCGAGAAGGUGAAGGGUGAAAUUGAUGUUCAGGGCCAGCAGAGUCUGAGACUGGAAAACGGCAUUAAAGCUGUAGAAAGGUCUUUGGGCCAAGCUACCAAACGGUUACAGGACAGGGAACAAGAACUGGAGCAACUGACAAAGGAGCUGCGACAGGUCAAUCUCCAACAGUUCAUCCAGCAAACGGGAACGAAGGUCACGGUGCUGCCAGCAGACCCUGUUGAGGUGGAGGCUCCGCACGUGGAGCUCGAGAGAGAGCCAACAUUUCAGUCUGGGUCGCUGAAGCGCCCUGGCUCGUCGAGGCAACUCCCCAGUAACCUUCGCAUUCUACAGAAUCCCCUGUCGUCUGGUUUUAACCCAGAGGGCAUUUACGUAUGACAGUACAUACCUCUUCUGGAGAGGACCUAGCAAGGUACCCUGGACAAGAUACACUUUUGUUUUAUUCUGCCAAUGAUGAAUGGAAGAAGAUUCUUUUUUUUUGUUUGUUUGUUUGUUAAGCCACCCUAUUUUUUUUUCUUCUUCCUCCAACACACCACUUGGAGCCAUACCCUGUGCACUGAUGCUAAAGAGAAGAGGAACUGUCUCAAUUCAUAAUUGGCAAGGAUGAACUUGUUGUGAGCACAGAUAGAGUGCAAAAACCUUCAUUUGUUUUUGCCACUUCAGAAGUGUUUGGGAAAGUAUUGUUCCGUGUAUAGGCAUAAUUAAAAGACUGAGGGUGAAGGAAACCAUGUAUGCAACUGAUCUGAGGUUUAAUUUAUUCCCUUUAAUCAAUGGACGUGUGAAUGUUGACCUUUUAUAUUUUUAUUUUAACUUGUGGAUAAUCACGUAUGGCUGUAUGUCAGUCUGACAAGAUGACUUUAAUUUGCAUGUACAACCAUCCACCAUUUGAUCAAGUACAACGACUUGCAAUGCAGAGUGCUGUGGAGUGCUGAACCAUUACAAUGGUUUCUCACCACUGACUUAGUUAAUUUCUGUUGUCAGUCAUAAUAUGUCAUGUUCCAUCCAUUGCUACCUUCUAAGGCUUGAAAAGUGAGCUUGUGGGAUUUACUUGCUGUUGAAUCUGCCUUGAAUGAGGCACCUAGAGUUCAAAAGAUUUAUGGAAUUUAAACCUUGGCUUGGUAAAAAUAUUUCCAGCAUAUGAUUGAGGAUGCACUAGUUAGAUGAUAUUUUAUUAUAUAGAAUGUAUAUUUGAAAUAUUUUGCCAUAUUGUAUAUGCCUUUUGAGAAAAGAACAAUGUAAGAAGUUGUCUUCAUAUAUCUUACCAAAAGAGAGUAGGAAGUUUUCA